Messenger RNA from Gaeumannomyces tritici R3-111a-1, 3917 nucleotides. RefSeq lists its product as hypothetical. The coding region runs from base 1188 to 3917 and encodes 909 amino acids. The record is from RefSeq and is a predicted model, not a curated record. The transcript is spliced from 13 exons. Lineage: Eukaryota; Fungi; Ascomycota; Sordariomycetes; Magnaporthales; Magnaporthaceae.
AACUCCCCUGAAGCGCCACAUGCGGGCGGGGUCUCAUGACGCUUUCUCGUGCUCGCUUUCUCGUGCUUGCUUUCUCAUGCUCGCUUUGCGGCUGCCGCGGCUCGUCAGCGGCACGCACGGCCUUGGUUCUGUCAUGGAGGGCAUACUGGACUGAUGUGGACAUGCUCUGGGGGCCAUGCACCACCACCCACGGAGCCCAGCUGUUGUUGCGGCUCCCCGCAACGCCUGCCAGGCUGAGAAGACGCUGCCGGCCUGCUAGUAUGUCAUCCCUGUGAGCUUGAACACCAGACCAACAAGCACUCUGAUCUGCUGUGCUGAGCUGUCUCGCUGUGUACCUACAGUGUAGUAUGCAUGCCGACACCCAAUGCCAGGGAUCCUUGGAAGCCGAGCCCGUGUAAACCCGAGCGGCCGCCCCCAGCCCAGCCGCCCACCGCCGCCGUGCCACUCUCGGAGUUACGGCGGAGAUGCGUGGAUGUGGCCGCCCAGUUUGCCAUCGCCUAAGGAUCGCCGGCGUGUGCCUCGUCGAUUCUUGCCCGCCGCCGGGUAGCUAGGCAAUUGCCCCAUCUCACUAGCGCCCCAGGUCCCGCCCGGAUGGAAUCACCAAGUCGACUUUGGGUAUCGCCUGUAACUAAGCCACCCAACCUGCCAACCCAGUGAGGUACCUGCGGCUACCGCAUCUGGUCUCGUCAACGACGUGAUUUCUCGACGCCUCCCCCCGGCGGGUACAGUAGGAUGGUGGGAGACACUACUCCGGCAUAGCCAUGCCCUUUGCCGAGGUCAUCUGCCCACUGCGAGUAGCUUGACACAACAGUAAAGAGCAGGUACUUUGUUUCUCCCGUCUCAAUAUAUUUUGUUUUUCCGUCUCAACAAACCACUCAACCUGGUUGGUAAUCCCCUUUGCUUCCCAUUUCUCCCUGUUAUCUAUCCCCUGUCCAACAUCUCCACCUCGACAGCGGCUCUUCCUGGCAACUUCUCCUCCAGCGCCAUCUCCCCCUUCUGGGAACCCCCGUGCAGCCUCUUUCACGUCACAAAACAUCACCCCCCGACUUCCCGCCAUCACACGCCUGCCAGUCUCCAUCCCCGAGCUAGUCUCCUCUUGUGCCUUUGAUAUCCCGUGCGCCUCCAGUCUUUCAGCCCACGCAGACCUUCGCCGCCACAGGAUCUUCCAUCUAAUCCUCCUUGUGACCAUGCCUCCUGCAGCAGAGCUCGAGUUGCGGCCGUCGGGUGGCGUGGCGGAUCCCCUUGAAGGCAUUAGUGGGAAGCCAUUUUCCGUGACCCCCAAACUCAAGCCCGGCCACGGCUUCCGAGAGACCAACGGCGGCCGUCCAGAGUCUCGCAUCAUCGACAUCCGCGCUGCCGGGAUUGAAACCAAUCUCAAGGCUGAGAUUGUGACACUGUUCCGCCCAAAGGCCGGGCCGCGCGUCUUGCCAACAAUUCUUCUCUACGACCAACGCGGCCUGCAGCUCUUUGAGGAGAUAACGUACCUGGACGAAUACUAUCUGACCAAUGACGAGAUCUCCGUGCUGGAAACCUCAUCGGCCGAGAUCGCCAAGGAGAUUCCGGACGGGUCCAUGAUCAUUGAGCUUGGUAGCGGCAACCUUCGCAAGGUCAGCAUCCUUCUCCGGGCUCUCGACGAUGCCGGGAAGAGUGUCGACUACUAUGCUCUCGAUCUUUCCGAGGACGAAUUGAAGAGGACGCUGGCCCAAGUGCCUCAUUACAAGCAUGUUCGAUGCCACGGGCUGCUCGGGACGUACGACGACGGCCAGGAGUGGCUCAGGUCGCCCGCGAACCUUGGUCGACAAAAGUGCAUCCUAUUUCUAGGAUCAAGCAUCGGCAACUUCCGGCGAGACGAGGCUUCCGAGUUCCUCAGGGGGUUCUCGCAGGCCCUCCGGCCCGGAGAUUCCAUGCUGAUUGGGGUCGACUCGUGCUACGACCCUGGCAGAAUCUACGAUGCAUACAACGACAGCAAGGGCGUCACACACCAGUUCAUCCUCAACGGUCUCGUCCAUGCCAACCGAAUCCUCGGAGAGGAGGCAUUCCAUGUGGCCGACUGGCGCGUCAUCGGCGAGUAUGUGUACGACGACCAAGGGGGCCGCCACCAGGCAUGGUACACCCCGAUCCGAGACACAUGGGCAAUGGGACAGCUCGUUCCUGUGGGCGAACGGGUCUUUGUUGAGCGAAGCGUCAAGUUCACCCCAUCCGAUAGGGAGAAGCUUUGGCGGGACUCGGGUGUGGCUGAGGCUGGCCGGUGGGCUCACGGCACCGAAUAUGGGCUCCAUCUGCUUGCGAAGCCGAACAUGCCGUUCAGCCUGUCUCCAAGCGAUUACGCGCCGUCGGCCCUGCCCAGCCUGGCCGACUGGCGAGAGCUGUGGGCUGCAUGGGACUCGGUCACGCGUGGGAUGCUCCCGAAAAAGGAGUUGCUGGAGAAGCCAAUCAGGCUGCGCAACGCCUGCAUCUUCUAUCUUGGCCACAUCCCCACCUUCUUGGACAUUCAGUUGACCAAGACCACCAGGAGCCCGGCGACGGAGCCGCAGUACUAUUAUUCCAUAUUCGAGCGAGGGAUCGACCCUGAUGUCGAUAACCCAGAGAAGUGCCAUGCGCACUCGGAGAUCCCCGGGGAGUGGCCACCCGCGGCCGAAAUUGCCCGAUAUCAGGAACGGGUUCGGGCGAGGCUCCAGGGCAUCUACGCCGCCGGCGAACGAGAUAUCCCACGCAGCGUCGGAAGGGCCAUAUGGGUCGGUUUUGAGCACGAGGCCAUGCACCUGGAGACGCUGUUGUACAUGCUUCUCCAGAGCGACAAGGCGCUGCCACCCCCUGGCAGCCGUGCUCCAGAUUUCGAGCAGCUAGCCGCCAAAGCUGAGGCCGGGAGAGUGACCAACCAGUGGUUCGAGAUCCCGGCUACGGAACUGACCAUCGGGCUUGACGACCCAGAGAGCGGUACCGAUCUCGACCGAGACUACGGAUGGGACAACGAGAAGCCCGCGAGGCUAGUCAAAGUGGGCGCCUUCCAGGCGCAGGCAAGGCCGAUCACGAAUGAAGAGUACGCAAAAUAUAUGUAUCACGAGGGAGUCGACCGUAUGCCGGCCUCGUGGGUUGCUGUCGGCACCGAGGGAAGCGCGAAGGGCACCGCCGUUGGUAUCAACGGGACCACAAACGGCCAGGGGCCCAUCGACAAGCUCGAGAACGGCCUCGAGAACGGGCACACCAAUGGCGAUGCCAACGGUCACGUCGCCAACCGAGUUCACGGCUGUAGCCUGCCAGCCUCAUUCACGGCGGGCAAGGCCGUCAGGACCGUUUAUGGGCCGGUGCCGCUCAAAUUCGCAUUGGACUGGCCGGUCUCGGCCUCGUACGACGAGCUGUCAGGCUGCGCGGCGUGGAUGGGCGGCCGGAUCCCGACCUUUGAAGAGGCCCGAAGCAUCUACGAGCACGCACAGGUGCUGCAGAAGGACGCGGUAGACAGGGAGCUGGCGAGGAAGGUGCCGGCAGUGAACGGCCACCUCUCCAACGACGGCGUCGAGGAAACCCCUCCGUCCCGGGCCGCGGGACCGGGCGGCGACGAGCCGCGGCCCGACGGCCGGGGGCUCUUUGUGGACCUCGCCGGCGCCAAUGUCGGGCUGCAGCAGUGGCACCCGGCGCCCGUCACGGGCGACGGGGCCCGGCUCGCGGGCCAGGCACAGAUGGGCGGGGUCUGGGAGUGGACGAGCUCGCCCCUCGAGAGGCACAACGGCUUCGAGCCCAUGGAGCUGUAUCCCAAUUACACCGCCGACUUCUUCGACGGAAAGCACAACAUCGUGCUCGGCGGCUCGUGGGCAACCAUCCCUCGCAUCGCGGGGCGGAAGUCCUUCAUCAACUGGUACCAGCGCAACUACCCGUACGUCUGGGCUGGCGCGAGACUCGUCAGGGACGUGCCCGUCUAG